This is a messenger RNA of Entrophospora candida, 124 nucleotides long. NCBI's taxonomy places the organism in Eukaryota, Fungi, Glomeromycota, Glomeromycetes, Entrophosporales, Entrophosporaceae. The record is from the annotation of a GenBank genome assembly.
GAAGAGAACAAGGAAUCCCCAGAAAAGAAAUAAUCUUAACCAAAGAAGAAAUAAGAAAAGCAGUUGAACUUGACAAAGAAGCUAAGGGUUUAAGAAUAGAGAACAACGAAUUAAGUCAACAAAA